This is a messenger RNA of Schistocerca gregaria, 393 nucleotides long. RefSeq lists its product as uncharacterized. The record is from RefSeq and is a predicted model, not a curated record. The coding region runs from base 1 to 393 and encodes 130 amino acids. The transcript has a single exon. NCBI's taxonomy places the organism in Eukaryota, Metazoa, Arthropoda, Insecta, Orthoptera, Acrididae.
AUGUGGAAGAGCGAUCGAUCGUGGCAGCAGAUACGCCGGGAAGGAGUAAGAGCCGGCGGCGGUGUCCAACAGGUCUGUCCAGAGGACAGAGACCCCGCACGUGGUGCGCGGGAGAGGGGAAGGGGGGAGAGGGGCGGGUCAAGGUCGCCGCCGGGUGGCGCUCGAUACUCGCUGGACCGCGGAGGCGGCGUCGGCGGCGGGGGCGACGGUGGCGGCGGGGGCGGCGGGGGCGGCGGGAGCGGAGGGGGUGCCGGGGACGGCGGGGGCGGAGGAGCGUGCUCAGCCCUCGUGGCGGCUGACACAGCGGCCGCCCACUCAACCCGCCGUUCAAUUAGCGCGCCCGCUCUCGAAGGCUGCGCCAAGAUAAGCUAUGCUGGCGGUGGCUGCCAGUGA